Wyeomyia smithii (pitcher-plant mosquito) is the source of this 6596-nucleotide messenger RNA. RefSeq lists its product as uncharacterized. Lineage: Eukaryota; Metazoa; Arthropoda; Insecta; Diptera; Culicidae. The coding region runs from base 1318 to 5442 and encodes 1374 amino acids. The record is from RefSeq and is a predicted model, not a curated record. The transcript has 2 exons.
UCGACUGAGACGGUUGUGUUCGGAGAGAUCCUCGUAGAAAAGGUGAAAAGUUGAAUCGGUAUAAGGCAGUUGCAAGCAGCGAAAGCCAUCGGGAAGCAGCAGAAAAGAAAAAGAAUACACCGGUUGUGAUCGGACAAGGAAAUUAAAAGCAAUUGUGGAACCUUUACUUUUUUCUCUCCUUCGAACUCGCUCGGAGUUUGGCGCGCGGUUGCGGUUGCGCGAUUCUUCUCGUUCACAUCGCGCGGUACGCAGUGUGCUUAUUAGGGAAAACACGGUGGUGGACAUACGUGAACGACAAAACACGAGCGCGAAAGAAAGUACGACUCAGCUUACCGCUCUACCCCGCUUCCCAGUAGCAGUAAGCUUCCGGGGGAUGACCAUUGAAGCACUCUGACACACACUGGACGCUACAGAGCGACAGGUAGGAAGCGAGUGGAGGGGAAAACCACGGUUGCGUACAUGGUUGCGGUUUUCGGAGAAAACCAAACUAAAAUAUCGCUAAUGUAUGUCAGCUGGUUAAUGACUAUUAAAGUUGAUUUUAUUUCUUCUUCGCAUUCGAUGGACUGUGGUUUCGUCUUACUCACUUGGGGAUGAAUUUCAGAUAAGUUUUCGAAAAAUUAAAUCAGCAGAAACGAAAGGCGAAGUGAAAUCAAAGUCGAUUGCGGUGCUGAAGUGGCAAUCAGAAAGAACCGGAUACUGACAAACUGACACAGAGCGUACAGUUCGGAGGUGAUUUGGUGGGAAAAUUGUUAAUUUGAUUGAUAUUCACAAGGGGGCAGAUUUGCAACCACAAUCCCGCGUUCCACUAGUGCUACCGACGUGCGACAGGGGGGAAAUAAAAACAGGAAGUGCAAAGUGGUGUGAUGACAAACUUGUGCAAGCGGGUAAAGCAGUGAAAGCCUAUCCUCCCUAUCAAUCGGACCGAAGAAAUCGAAAAGCUGUCGAAGUAAAACAAGUUGACCGAGAAAACGCGAAACAGGUUCGUCGUCGUCGCUUGCCCUGAUGACAAAUUGAAGUCUCUCGCACUCACCAGUCUAUCCGUCUGUCUUUGCUUGCCGCACGCGUGCCACAGUGUGUGUGUUUGUGUUCGCUGGGGUAGAUUCCGGACCGAGCAGCGAGGGCCCUCCUCCGGGACGUGUUUCCCUCUAUCGCUCGCUGCCUUCGGCGCGAGGAAGAAAAAGCAACCGUCGCUUGGCCAUCAUCUGUGGCCGCAGUCACCGAACGAAACGAAACCAGACCCAACCAAAGUAGAGCCGAGCCGGGCCAAGUGAAUUUUGCUCCGCGCAGGAACCCUCAAAGAGUCAACGACUUCACGCGAUGGGUAAAAGAAAUCGACAUCUGCCGAUAGGCGCGAUUGUAUGUGCCGUGCUUUGCAUUGGCGCUGGAAUUACUGCGGCCUUCAACUUUGACGACGAUCUGGAGGAUCUGAUCGCCGAGGAGUCGAACGUGGAUGAGUCCGAAGUAUUUGGCGAGUCGGUGCUACCGUCGGACGUUUUUAACGGUGGCAAGCCGUUCUACGUGGAACGCGAUCCUUCCACUGGGGCGAUUGAUUUCAACCACAAGAAAACCGUCAAUCAAAUCGAUCUUGAUGAAAAAGGUUUCGGCGAUAUCAAGGAGAGUCACGUCAGUGACAUCAAGGAUGUUGUGAUCAGUCAAUCGUCUCCGAAUUUCCAUGACUUCCUGAAUCUACCGGUGAAAUAUUCAUCGUCGAAGUUUGUUUACCCUUUGAUUUCCAGCUCCUACGCUAACUUAAAGUACCAGGGGAGUAAUAAAGUUUCGAACCACAAGAACUUUUCCUCUCCGGCAUCGACUACGACAGUAGCUCCUAAGUUCAGACCACAAUACGUGACUUCGAAACAGAAUGUUAGCUCGAGUACCAGCAACGUGACGCCAUCGUCUGUUCGGUACACCUAUCCUACGACCUCCGGUCGGCCGAUUACGACUUCAUCUCCAACAACAACAACAACAACGACCACUACGACAACCACGACGACUGCCACGCCAACGACCGUAAGCUCGGUCAAACAACUUUUCACUCGAUAUCCCUACAAGAGCACGAUCAAGAACAAGUACCUCGAAACGACAGAACAGCGCAAAAAGUUCUUCCUUCCAUCAACGCUCUCACUGCCAACGACGACCACAACGCAAAAACCUCAAACAACCGAAAAACAAACGACUCCAAUUCGUUCAUCAACCUAUUACUCACCUUCCAUCCGACCCUGGUCACACCCAUCUUCAGCCAACACUCCGACAACAACGACAGUCGCACCCCCAACCAAACCACGUCCCGCUAAUCCGGUCCGUUUCGUAGAUGACGCGCUCCCAGCCGCCGCGGCAGCGGAAGACAUCAAAUUUACCAUUCCAGCCCUGAAGUACGAAGGUAACCGGCCAGCACCGUUCCGUCCGUUGCCACCGAGUCACGUCCAGCAGCUAAACCGCCAGAACGAUUCCACCAACAAGAUAGACCUCCCCAAGAACCCUGCCGUGAUGUCACUGUCGGACAUCUUCAACUCUCUCGGCUUGGAAGAUAAGCAAGCCGCAUCGGAGGAGCAGGAGAACACGAUCGUAUUCGAAACAACGCCAGCUCAGACCAUUGCCACCGAACGCACUACACCACCGGCGAUAGUACUUAUUCCGGACCAUCAGCAAUCCAAACCGACGAUUGAGCAAUCCAUUGGCUUGACCGAUCAGUACGUAAAGUAUGAGGUCCAGCAACCGAACGGACAUCGACCCCAGCAGCCUACUGUGGAACAGCAACAAUACGUGCGCUACGAAGUUCAACAACCGAACGGUCAUCGACCGCAAGGACCGAGCCAAGAUGCGGAUUUGGGUAAUCAGUAUGUGAAAUAUGAAGUGCAACAGCCUCAAAUUAACGUUGUAAAGUACGGAUCAGUUCCGAGCAUGAACAGCGUAGUUAUCAGCCCGAAUCAACACUCGGCAACAUUUGUUCUGGGCUCACAGCAAUCCGUUGGCAACUCGGCGGAAGGACACUUUGUGGGGUCGGUUUCGCAAGAGUCAGCAUCUGCUGCUGCACUAAGUGGACAUCCCGCCGGAUACCAGAUGGGUCAAGUACUGGACGAGCCCAAAGACUCUUCCAACGUCAAGGUUGGAGCUUCGGUUAAUGUUCAAGUAAAACCACAGGAUAUUAUAAAAACUACCAGCGUGAGAUUCCCUAGCGAAAGUGACGAUAAGUACGACAAUGCGCCCAUCAUUAGUGGAACUCACAAAAGUGAAGUAUUGCCACCGAAUGGCCACUCGGCUCCGGUCGCGAUGAGCUCCAAUCAGGUUGUGGUUUUCCCUAAAAACGAAAACAUCGACAAUACUCUCCAUGAAGUGUCAAACAGGAUCGUGUUUGACACACCGAACGCUGAGGCUCUAAACAAGAACGAGCUUCCAGUGUAUUCACCCGAUCUGCCAGAACAGCUAACGCCUCCUUCGAGUGGAGAAAUUAACCCACUAACCAAGCGUCCGAGACUUCCAAUGCCUGCCCAAGGGCCACCAUUCAUCUACAAAGAAAUCCAACGUCGCCCCUAUCCGAUGGAUCGCGUUCGUCCUCCACUACAGCUGCCAAACAUUUUACCCCAAUUCCGACCAAAUGCGAAAAUAUCCCACGGUCACGCUCCGUUCCAUAAAGAAGGUGGCAACUUCCGUAUUCCACCUCUGCAACCAACGAAGAAUCUCCUCCCGAAUGGAGCACCUCUGAGAAAACCUUAUUCGGAGCUUCCUCAGUCCCAAUCGUCUGCUGCUUUACCCAUCCGUCGUGCUCCAGUUCCAACCCGUUUCAUGACUCGCAUCAACACCGGUCGCCCUCCAAUGGCAAUGGCUCCCCACUCAGAAGGUUCAAAUGAAAAUCGCCGCUACUAUCGGCUUCCUCCACCGUUGCUAAAAGAUCGUGUCUUCCACAUAACGCCACCAAACAUGAAACCACCACCACCAGCACAACCACAAUCAGCUUCUUCAGCAACGCGUGUUGCCGAGAGUUACGCCCCUCAGAACCCGGAGAAAAAGCUUCUGACUGGAGCAGAAACCAACGAAUUCCAGCGCGACCCUCCAGCCAUUCUAAGGAGUACCAUCAAGGAGCAGAAACCUCAACGUCCCAAGUUGGAACCAGUCGUCACACUGCAAAUGCUGCAAUCUAAAAAACAAGCAGGAGAAUCGCAAAAACAUAAUCUCCCAUCCGGACAGAAAGUAGAUCUUUCCGUCGAGGGACAUCCACCGGCGACGCCCGUUCAAGCUCAGAUCAGUAGCGAUGGCGACAAACAGCCAGUUUACGUUGUUUACCCAGUCAAAAGCACCCCAACCAAGAUGGAUCACAUCCCAGCGGGUAGCAACCAGGAACCGGUUGCUGUUGAUCAAAAGUUCAGCCCCGGUACCGGAUACCAAAACACUCCCUUCUCCAUCGCGUCGCACUUCGAACAGGAACCCAUUCUGAUGGCAAAAGAAAAGAAGUACCACCAGAAGCUGCACUUCCCGUACAGCCUAGAGAAACCCGAUCCGCAUGCACUGCUAGUGGAACUAGACAGCGAAUCAAAGAAUCGUCGAACUUCAGAGCCCCAAAUCGAAACCAAACAGGAAACCGUCUAUAACAUCGGUGAGGAACCGAUCAGCAAAGAGCAACAACAACAAUCGGAGGAGACUUUUGCAAUCCCAAGCAAGUUACAGCGUGCCACGGAAAGCACACCGAUUGCGAUCGCUUACACACCAACCGAACCGAGUCUCCAGUACCAGAAAUACAAGCUACAAAACUCACCCUACUAUUCACCAUAUGGAGAAACUCAAACCGAAGUCUCCUAUCUGAAGCUCGAUGAGUUUGAUGAGUUCGGAAAUCCCGCUCAUCGCUACGAGCAGAACUUCCAAGCUCCAUUCCAAGCCAGUAUUAGCCUCGACCCAGUCAAGGUGACAAAUCCCUACGAAGGUUGGGCGGUAGUAACUUCCGCCCCACAAGCGCUGGUACAAGAGCAAAAUUUGAUCGACCGCUCAGAUGAUCAUCGGUACGCAGAUGAGCCCGAAACGAUAGCGAAAAAACCAUCGGAAAGCGGCGCCUUCCAGCCGGAGUUCCAAGGUGGCUUCCGACCAAUUUACGCCGAAGAUAUGAAACUAAGCGACCUCAACAAUCCGGAUCCACAGUCCAGGAAUGCGUUCGUAGUUUCGGCCAAUAAAGAGCAGCCGGAAAUUUCCGCUGCAGCGGAAGAAACGAGCGCGGAGGAGCUGCCGGCUGACGAACAUGACGGAAAGAAACCGCUCUUCGACAGUCUAGAAGCACUGUUCGACGAUCUGACCAAGGACUACGAAGAUUACACGGAAACAACCGGAAUGGGCGAAGAGGAUGAUGUGGAGGAAAGUACAGCGAAAGGCAAUGAGUUGGAGGAAGGUCGAAGUAACAGCGAAGUAACCACCGAAAGUGUUAAAAGUGACCGAAAAGAGAGCAAAACUAGUGAGUAACCGCUCGGGGUAGAUUGGUACCGUUUGCAGCUUUUUGGGUUUCAGCACCGCGCUUGGCACCAAGUUUGUACGCGAAUCAAACCUGCACUAGGUUGAAAGCUUCAACCCGUCCCGCUUCGGCGUCGGGUGACGAAAGUGAAAUGCAUUUUGAGGUUAUGUUGAUUCAAUCUCACAUAGUAAAGCUAGAUUUUACUAAAGAAAAAGAAAAUUACAGUAUCUUGAGUAUCUAAUGUUAAGUGCAAUUUUCUGGGCGCGAUUAGGCUUCCUCCGAUUCCGAACCUUAUUUUUAUUGUUCGUUUGAAACUAAAUCCUGCACCACUGUCCGAAUAAAUCUCUUUCUUCUCGAAACCAGCAAACAGGAAAAAGACACACACACACAUUUGCAUUAAACAACAUUCAACAAGAAGCUAGUCAGCAAAGCUUAAUAUUAGAUACUUGAUAGACCAAUUACCUUAUUAAUGAAGCAGAUCAGACAUAAUGAAACAAAAACAAAACAAACUUCGACCGAAAAUGAAAAUCAACCCCAUCUCCGCCGAACGAACGAGUGUAUAGUUGUUGUUAUUAUUUGCUAAAUUAUGGUUAAUUUUAGACUGAUAAUGGUACAUGUAAUAAAUUGGAAAGUUGACUUGAAGUGUAGUAGUAGUAGCAUUAAGUUAGAGGUAUUGAGCGCGAAAAAGUUAGCAAAAUCACCCUGUGUGGUGAAUAUUGGUCUAUUUACAUGAACAGCGUUUGCAGGUGAGCUUGCAGAUCGGAAGACAGAAGCACAAUUAGGUAAUUUCACGCUCAUUCUCUCACCCUCUCCUUUCUAUGUAUCCCUCUACCCACUAAAACUGGUGUUCUUAAGCUCCCUGGUGGGCAAGGUCAAGGGAUCAACUGAUAUUGUGUAGGAAAAAUCACUACUUAUCUAAAACAAAAAACUAGCUAACCAACAUUACUGCUAAGAAACCGACCGUGUUAUGGACAAUCUAUCUAUUUAUUUAUUUAUUCACGACAAUUUAUCGACAAGACAAAAUCUGAAACAAUGGACGGAACAAUUUAGUUGUUGGGAAAGAUACCUCAGACAAAAAAAAACAAUGACAAAACCAAACUGUCAAAGUAAGAGCAAGCGAAUGUAGAUUUUAAAUAUUGUAACAAUAAAAGUUGAAAAUCAAUUA